CCUGACUGACACUUGCCCCCGCCCCACCCUCAGGAACGUCGAGCCCCGGGCCCUCAACCCCACCCCCUUGUCGCUUCCCUAUUGGGCAACGCCUGCGCAGCCCUCCUCUGACUGGCCUUACGUCCUCAGCGAAGCCCCACCUACCCCGCGGCUAGCGAUUGGUCCGAAGAGCCAGGAGUCCCCGUCGGGCGUAGCGGCAUCCCUCUUUGCCCGCCUCCGAACGUUAGGUUUUCCAUUUUGAUUCAUCUAGAUGUUGGUCAAUCUAGAGAGUCCUUAUAUUAUUGGACAAAAUAUGAAUCAAUCAUUCAUCUAGGGGGCGGAGAGGAGGUGAAGCUAGGAAAAUCCCCGCCCAUAGAGAGUGCUGAUUGGAGAGACGUUUGUUUUGUCUGCGCUUGGUUGGUGUGAGGAAUAUUUCCCCGCCUAGAAAUUGGGUCAAGUGACCCGUCAACUUUCACCCAGGAUGUCUACCUUUUGACUUCCCAUAGCAACCGAGUGGCUGCGCUUGGUUCCCAUAGCAACCGGGCGGUGAGUCUGCUGAGUGGAGACAGCCCCAUAGUCGGUACCUGGAAAGGAGGUGGACAGGACGAUGAACCGGCUGUGCCAGUCGAUGGAGCCGAGAGUGAUGGAUGACGACCUGCUCAAGCUGGCUGUGGCAGAGCAGGGCCCCCGCGAGGAGGCCGGGCAGCUGGCCAAGCAGGAGGGCAUCCUCUUCAAGGAUGUCCUGUCCCUGCAGCUGGACUUCCAGAACAUCCUCCGGAUAGACAACCUCUGGCAGUUUGAGAACCUGAGGAAGCUGCAGCUGGACAACAACAUCAUUGAGAGGAUCGAGGGCCUGGAGAACCUCACCCAUCUGGUCUGGCUGGAUCUGUCCUUCAACAACAUCGAGACCAUUGAGGGGCUGGACACACUGGUGAACCUGGAGGACCUGAGCUUGUUCAACAAUCGCAUCUCUAAGAUCGACUCCCUGGAUGCACUGGUCAAGCUGCAGGUGCUGUCCCUGGGCAACAACCAGAUCUUCAACAUGAUGAAUGUCAUCUACCUGCGGCGAUUCAAGGACCUGCGGACACUCAGUCUCUCUGGGAACCCCAUCUCCGAGGCGGAGGAUUACAAGAUGUUCGUCUGUGCCUACCUUCCUGACCUCGUGUACCUGGACUUCCGGCGUAUUGACGACCUCACGGCAAAGCUGGCAGAGAUCAAGCACCAGUACACCAUCGACGAGCUGAAGCACCGAGAGGAGCUGACACAGGCCCAGUGGGAGGAGGCGCAGGCCCAGAAGGAGGAGCUGGAGGCACACAAGGCUGCGUUCAUCGAGCACCUGAACGGCUCCUUCCUGUUUGACAGCAUGUACGCUGAGGACGUGGAGGGCAACAAGCUGUCCUUUCUGCCCGGUGUAGGCGAGCUCCUCGAGGCCUACAAGGACAAAUUCGUCAUCAUCUGCCUGAACAUUUUUGAGUACGGCCUGAAACAGCAGGAGAAGCGGAAAAUGGAGAUUGACACCUUCAACGAAUGCAUCCAAGAGGCCAUCCAGGAGAACCAGGAGCAGGGCAAGCGGAAGAUCGCCGAGUUCGAGGAGAAGCACCUGCUGAACUUGAGUGCUAUUCGAGACGAGUCUGAGAUGCCUGUCAUUGAGAUGAAGAUAGUGGAGUGUGGUGAGGACAUCACUCAGCUGUUCAACGUGCUCAUGACCCUGGAGAUGCAGCUGGUGGAACAGCUGGAGGAGACGAUAAACAUUUUUGAAAGGAACAUCGUCGACUUGGUGGGACUCUUUAUCGAAAACGUCCAAAGCCUCAUGGCUCAGUGCCGGGACUUAGAGAGCCACCACCAUGAGAAGCUCCUGGAGAUAUCCAUCAACACCCUUGAGAAGAUCGUCAAGGGGGAGCUCGAUGAAGACCUGCCUGACGAUGUCCGUGCGCUUUUUGUCGACAAAGACACAAUUGUGAACGCUGUUGGGGCAUCACAUGACAUCCACCUCCUGAAGAUCGACAACCGGGAGGAUGAGCUGGUCACGAGAGUCAACUCCUGGUGCACGCAGUUGGUGGACAAGAUUCACACGGAUGAAAUUAUGAGGAACCGCAAGCGCGUGAAGGAGAUCAAUCAGUACGUCGACCACAUGCAGAAUGAGCUGGACAACCUGGAGUUCGGUGAUAUUCUCGAUUAGAAGUGCGUUGGCCCUCACACGCCCUCUGGAGGAGGGUGUGCUGACCACCUCCGCAGAGAGGAUUGCUGGAACUCCUCAGCUGCUGCUACUAGCACCAUCCCUCUCUCCCCACCCCUGACACGAUUUGAUUUCCA
Loxodonta africana (African savanna elephant) is the source of this 2292-nucleotide messenger RNA. It is a transcript of the gene DRC3, whose product is annotated as dynein regulatory complex subunit 3. Lineage: Eukaryota; Metazoa; Chordata; Mammalia; Proboscidea; Elephantidae. The transcript is spliced from 13 exons. The record is from RefSeq and is a predicted model, not a curated record. Gene Ontology annotation, cellular component: cilium. The coding region runs from base 587 to 2158 and encodes 523 amino acids. Gene Ontology annotation, molecular function: protein binding.